This is a messenger RNA of Aspergillus versicolor CBS 583.65, 1059 nucleotides long. RefSeq names its product RNP domain protein. The record is from RefSeq and is a predicted model, not a curated record. The coding region runs from base 1 to 1059 and encodes 352 amino acids. Lineage: Eukaryota; Fungi; Ascomycota; Eurotiomycetes; Eurotiales; Aspergillaceae. The transcript has a single exon. Gene Ontology annotation, molecular function: mRNA binding.
AUGUCCUACCCCCCGCCUCCAGGUCACCAGCCUUCGUCGCUCCCUCCGCGACCACCUCAAUCCGCAAACACAAAUUCACAGCAUGGCGGGAACACCGCACGACCCAGCUUCAGCGCUGCGACAGCAUUUGCACCUCGUGCCGUAGCGUCCCAACAACCAUACCGCACCAGCAGUCCGGUCGUUUCGGCUCCGCCGACGACGCAAAGCGGCUAUUCAACCCCUGCCACACCCGGCUACGGCACCUACUACUCGCAGCCGGAACCGUCGUACCAAGCGGCGCCAUCAUAUUAUGGCUCAGCACAGUACAACAACACCCCUACCUACGGCCCGACCGUGCCUCAUAUCCAAAACCCUUUUGCGCCGUCCGGCAAUGACCAGUCAAACCGAGGCCGAGGUUCCGGCCUCGACCCCGAAACAGAAGCACAAAUUGCGCAAUGGCAAAGCGCCUACGCCAACCCCAAGGAUGAAAUGGCUGCGGCUAACAAGGCCCCAAUCCGUCGGGAGGGAGCUGGCACUCCCGGCUUAGCCCCAACCGUUUAUACCUCCUCUGGCAACACGCCAGCCUCCAACACACCCGCCCCCGUCGUCGGACCUGAGCCGCAAAAGACUGUUGCGCGGUCCGGCGGUGGCCAAUCCUGGAGUGACUCAACGCUUCUGGAAUGGGACCCCGCGCAUUUCCGACUGUUUGUCGGCAACCUUGCAGGCGAGGUUACCGAUGACUCGCUGCUGAAAGCGUUCGCGAAAUAUACAUCUGUCCAGAAGGCGCGUGUGAUCCGCGACAAACGCACGCAGAAGAGCAAGGGCUACGGAUUCGUGAGUUUCGCCGACGGCGACGACUAUUUCAAGGCCGCGAGGGAAAUGCAGGGCAAAUAUAUCGGGUCGCACCCCAUUCUUCUCCGCCGCGCGACCACCGAGGUCAAACCGGUGUCUACCAAGAACAAUAACAGGAAACAUGGUGGGAAGGGAGGCGGCUCGGGUGGUAACCAGGGCUCAAAAGUGAGGAACGACGGAGUGAAAAAGCCCGGCAAGACAAAGGGCGGAUUGAAGAUUCUGGGGUAG